UCCUGCCAGAGCUCGUCUCCCGCGUUUGGGCAACCGAAAUGCUUGGUCCAAUGCGAAUCACGAGGGAGAAAAUGUUGGGCGAUUAGGCGGAGUGGAAGAGAUGCGCGUAAAGCACCCUAUUUCCGAAUUUCUGAGGUGACAAACCGAGAAGAAAAAAUACAAACAUGCCGGUUGGUGGACGAGUCGCGGGUAAAGUUGGGAUCUAUAGCUCUCACUACAAUGGAAAGGGCUACAGUGGCAUAAACGAGGAGAUCAUCUGGAUCAGCAUAGGCAUGGGGAUCACCAUAGCCAUCUUGAUCACCAUAGCGCUCUGCUAUAUUGCCCGUGAAAAGUGUCGCAAACGACACGAAGGAUAUUAUACGUCAUGACGUAUGUUUCCGCCGCCCUCGUGGGCGUCCUGGUCAUUUAGCCCGACGACACCAGGCAUCCUUUUCAGUCCGACCACGUCAAGAGGUAAACCACGGGCUUACUACA
Cyphomyrmex costatus is the source of this 474-nucleotide messenger RNA. RefSeq lists its product as uncharacterized. The transcript is spliced from 4 exons. Lineage: Eukaryota; Metazoa; Arthropoda; Insecta; Hymenoptera; Formicidae. The record is from RefSeq and is a predicted model, not a curated record. Bases 165 to 368 code for a protein of 67 amino acids.